CGCCCCCACAUAGCUUGCACGUCGCGGAAAAAAAACCCCCAGCAGCAUCGGCGGCCGUUGGGGAAGAGAGUAAAUAGAGGGAGAAGCCUCAAGAUGGCUGACUCGCAGGGCUCUGUUCACCUCUCCGGAGCUCCGGGUGUUACUGCUUCUCCUUCCGCUGGCGGAGCUUCGGUCAAAAACGGACUCGGUAAGGCAGCCGAGUCGAAGGGAGCCGCUGACAGCCGCCCGCAGUGUUCCGGAGAUUUUAGCCCACCGCCAUCCAAGAAGGUCCGAGUCGAGGAGAGGAGCGUUAAACCCAAGAAAGUCAGCAAGGACGGCGGUGAUGGAAGCAACGGCAGCGGGAAAAAGAAAACCCAGCAGCUCACCAAGCAGCAGAACCGUAGCAGUGGCAGCGCGGGCUUAUGGAGCUUCAGCCCGGUUAAGACGAGCGGCAGCAAGCCUCCGGUGCCUGCUACCGACGGAUCCCAGCCACUCAAAGUCUUUAAACAGAACGAUUUCUUCCUCCACAAGGCGCCUUCCUCGAAAACCAAGUGUAAAGAUAAACAGAAGGAGGAGAGAGAAAAAAGGAAAGGAGGCGGGGAGGACAAAAAGAAACAUAAACUGUUGGUGACCUCCGGAGUUGGGAAUAAUGUUACUAACAGCAACGACAUUAAAGGGUUUAACAACGUUUCUGCGGCGAAGAGAGAAAAUGGAGAUGUCCUGUUACCAUCUAAAGAAAACCCCAACAAGGACAAGAUGAAGGCACGCGAACAGAAGAAGGUGAAAGAACGAGAGAAGGAGAAGAAAAAGCACAAAGUGAUGAAUGAGAUCAAGAGAGAGAACGGCGAAGUCAAGCAGCCGAUUAAAGAAGAAAACGAGAAAGCGAAGAUCAAGUUGGAGGAGCUGCAAAUCAAAAAAGUGAAGAAGAAAAAGAAGAAGAAACACAAAGACGGGGAGAAGCACAAGAGAGUGAAGAUGUACCACCGCUCCUGCCAAACCAUCUGCGCCGGCCUGCUUCUCCUACCACCUCCUCCCUCCUCAUCCGCCAACUCCUUCUCCUCCUCUGAGCAAACAAACAACUCUUCUGCAUCGCCCUUCAAGUCUCCUCCACCAGUUUACCUGACGUCCAACAACAAAAACUCCAAUCUCAAGCCCUCUUCUCCUCCUCCUGCCUCCAAGUCGCUGUUCAACUCUUCCAACUCAAAGCUCCCCUUUUCUACAAAACACAACUCGCAGAGCAUCCAUCCUGGAAUGGCAGGCCUCGAGUUUGCACCCUACAUUUACAUCGAAAACCAGCCGAAUGGAGGGGCUCUGGUAGCUCAUGCGUAUGCAUCUCAGCUCUCCUCUCUCUCUGUGGACCAGAGGCAGAGAUUUGCCCAGGAGUUUGUCACGUUAUCGUUCAGCGAGGACCAGUCCAAGGCAGCUCAUUACGUCAUGGGAAUUGUUCACGGAGAAGCCAAGAACCUUCCCGACUUCUUGGAUUACUUUUCAACCAAGUUCCCAUCGGCUCCUGUCAAAAUGGAAAUACUCGGAAAGAAGGACAUAGAAACAACCAGUAUGGCUAAUUUCUACUCUCAGGUGAAGAGAACUUACAGCCACGGUACGUACAGAGCCGGAGCGAUGAGACAGAUCAGUCUGGUGGGAGCCGUGGAUGAAGAGGUCGGGGAUUAUUUCCCAGAGUUCCUCAGCUUGCUGGAGGAGUCCCCCUUCCUGAAGCGGACUCUUCCAUGGGGAACGCUUUCCAGCCUCAGAAACAUGAGUCCAACAAAGAGCGACGACGGUCCAAUAAUGUGGGUCAGACCAGGAGAACAGAUGAUACCUGUAGCCGAUAUACCAAAGUCUCCUUUUAAAAGAAAGCGCUCCACUAACGAGGUAAAGAAUCUGCUCCAGUCGAUGCCCCGGACCAGUGAGCCCAGAGAGGUUCUGUUCGAGGACCGGACCCGCGCCCACGCCGACCACAUCGGCCAGGGCUUCGAGCGCCAGACCACGGCGGCCGUGGGAGUGCUGAAGGCUGUCUGCACUGUAGAAAGGUCGGCGCAGCCUCAUGUAACCAAAGACGUUGUUUGUUUCCAUGCUGGGGAUUUCCCUUACGUCGUUCAGAGGCUGCAGUUGGACUUGUACGAACCGCCGCUGUCUCAGUGCGUCCAGUGGGUAGACGAUGCCAAAUUGAACCAGCUUCGGAGGGAGGGCAUCCGCUACGCCCGCAUCCAGCUCUGCCACGACGACAUCUACUUUAUCCCCCGCAACGUGGUCCACCAGUUCAAGACGGUGUCGGCCGUCUGCAGCCUGGCGUGGCACGUACGCCUGCAGCAGUACCACCAGGAGGAGGAAGAAGAGGAGGAGGAGAAGGCUCGGCUGAAGGAGGAGGAGACAACGAUGGCUGAGGAGCAGGGUGGAGAGAAGAAGGAGAGGAUAAAGGAGGAAGAGGAGGAGGUGGAUGUGGCAGAAAAACAGCCGUUGCUCACUGAUAAAAAGGAAGAAGGCGAUGAUCGUCUUCUGUCGUAUCAACCCUCAAAUGACAUCUCGGAUGCCAGCAGAGACGGAGAGGAGGCGAUGCGAAGGAAAGAAGAACCUCACUGGGUUUCUCCUCCUGAAAAGGCGACGAAAGAAGCUCCAGCUACUCCUCCCUGCAAGAAUAAAUCACCCUCUCCUCUUCAUCGUCCUCCCCCUGCUUCUCCUCAUAAGGAUGUGAAAUCCAAAGCCUCAGCUAAACCUCACCUCUACAGUCACCCUGACAUCAGGACGGCGUCUUCCUCCUUGCCUCAGAAACCCUCCGGUUGCUCCAAGUCUUCCGCCCACGUGCCAUCCACCCCUCCACCGGGAGCCGCCUUCACUUCCUCGCACACUGUGUCUUCUACCUCCCCGUCUCCGUCGGUUUCCUCUUCCGCUCUGACGAGUCCCACGUCUGCAGCAGAGGCUCUCGUGAAAACUCUUCCUCCUUCCAGUGUCUCCUCGUCCCUCCAGCUGCCUUCGUCUUCCCAAACGGAGCAACUCGACGAUUCCCGCACGAAGGACUCCGCCCGGACGCCGGCACUGUCUGACUUCAGGACGCCGUCAGAGGGGAGACCUGCGGCGGAUACACAGAGUCGCUCCGCCCCGGCAGAGCGCUGGAACCGCCCGGCGGCGGACACACGGACACAAACCGCCUCCGAUUCGGAGACGAGGACUCGCGGCUCAGAUUCAGACUCCAGGACUUGUGUCGAUGUGCAGCAGCAUCUGGCGCCAGAUGUGACACGGCGAGGGGUGUACAUGCAGCAGUACCUUCCACAGAUGAUCUCCCCUCCUUUCCCACCUCUCCUCCCCCCCCACUCCCACCUUCAGCCUCAUGUCCUUCCCCAGACGCCCGUCUCCAGUCCUCAUGAGCAGCGCCCAAUGAACUCCUUCCUCAGUCAGGCGGCGCCGCCCCAUUCGGUUCAGCUGGGCCACCUGCACCCCCGCCACCCGUCCAGCCUCACCACACAGGCUCAGCCUUACUUCAUGGGCCCUCCCUCCUCCUCCCCAUCUCAGCCAAACGCCCCCCUCACCAGCUCCCAGUCGCUCUCGCCUCAUUUCUCCUACCACCACCAGUUCGCCAAACCCUUCUUCCCUCCCCAGCACCCCGGCUUCCCCUCUCACCCCUUCCUCCCUCAUCAGUCCUUCCUCCCGCAGCCGCCCGCUUCUUACCCUCUGCAGCCACAGUAUCAAACCUCAGCACCGGUGCAGCCCCAGCUGCUUCUGUCGCAGUCGUUUACCUCUCCUCAUGCCCCGCCUCCCCCGUCCUCCACGCCGCUGCCGCCGCUCCCUCCCCCUUUCCUGCCGCCUCCCCCCUUGCCUCAGCCCUCCCCUUCCAGCUUCCCCACUCCCCCCGAGGCAUGACGACGAGCAGAAACAGAUUUUGUGGGCGUAUUUGUAUAUACCGAUGGUAAAUUUAAAUAACUGUACAUGUAGGAGGCUUUGUUUUGGUUGUGCUGUUGUAAAGCUGUAAAAAGGAAGUGAGGUGGGAGGAAGUAAAGUUUUUUUUUUGUUAAUGAGCAGAGUGAGACUAAAACAUGAUGCCUUUCAUGAGGAUUUGUACUCUUAAUUUCUCAUUUUGUAACCGUACAACAAUAAACUUCAGUGCAUCUUACCAGGAUUUUAUAGGAUGGACCAGCAGGAAGAUGUUUAUAAUCUUGAAAUGGAAGAAAAAUGCUACACAAUUUUAAAACUUUUAAGACUACCUUUAGCUGCAAUUACAGCUGGAAGGCUUUUGGAGUUUGUUUAUGAAGAAAAGUAUUCCCACAUCAUGUUGCUUCCUCCACCGUGUCCUGCAGUGGAGGGCGAGGAGUUCAUCCCUCUCGUUUUGUUUGGUAGUUUUGUUCUAAUAUGGGAGUCUGCAACUUUUACAAAGAGCCACUUUUGCCCUCAGUCCUACUUUAAUUUCAUUCUGUUGUGGAAAUGAAAUACAAUUAUUCCAGAAUGAAACUGAAAAACAGCUAAAACUUGCAUUUAAAAAAAAAAAUCAUUUUUAGUCAAAUAGUCAGUUGUGGCUUCGGAGCCAACGGUUGCAGACAAAACCCUUUAAGGACAUAUUUUCUUCCCUUUUCGCAAUCAUGCACUACUUUGUGUUUUUAAAAACAAAUCUUUAAAGUCACAGUAGAAUGCACUGAGGUUUAUGAGUCUAACGUAAGAAAACGUCUCACUCUGUGGGUGCAAAUCCUCAUGAAAGGCAUUGUUUAAACCCGCCGCACUAAACUGGCUCAGAUUUUACUGAGGCUUGAAGUAUAAAACUGUUUCACAUUUCAUUUCAUUUGCAGGAAGCUGUUGCUUUUAGAAAGUGAAGGGUGAACCCAUGUUUUUAACCCCGAAUGAUGCAAGGUCAUGGUUCAAACGAGGCCCCUGGUGUGCAGGUGUGUUGUCCGGCUCUGUUUUCAUCCUUCCGGAGCCAACAGAGCCCACCAUCAGUCAUAGGAAGAAAACUUAUUUAUUUAAAAGAGCUUUUUAAACUGUUUUUUAUUGAAACUUGCAGCUAAUGCUUCCAUUUUCAGGGGGUUUAUUUAAUUCAGUUGUGUAUUGAUGCAAUACUGCAUCAUUUCGUCCUCUGUAUUUAUCGGUAUAAGUCGACACGGAUACUGGCUGGACUUUUCCACCAUGUUGUGUUUAGAGCAAUAACCCGCUAAAUAUCAAACAAACCUGUGUCUGUCGUUUUACUCAUGUUUUUAAGUGGACAAUGGAACAUAAUAAUGAGGAGUGCAAUUAAUAGAUGUUUCUAAACUUUUCAAGCGUUUCAUUGGUUCAAAAAGGAAUGUUAUCUACUCAACUGGAGGCUCCGUGUGAAUUGUAAAGUCGGACCGUUUGCCUUCAGUGGCAGAGCUAAUGUCAUUUUUAAUGUCUUCUGGCUGUUUAGAUGAGUUUUGGUUGAGGAGUGUGUUCAACCGCAGCCGAGACGGUCUCAGGAAAACACUUCCAUCAAAAGAGAAAAACAGAGAAACGCUCACUUUAAUGGUUUUCCUGCUGGGUUUCUAGUUUCACGCAGUCGAUUCGUAAACGUUUUGACUGAUGUUUCUGCAGAUUUGAAGCUCCUGUUGAACAUUCAGACUUCUGGAUACUAGAAAACUGAAUUCAGAAAGCAAUACAAAGACGUAGGAGGUCAAACCCAGGCACGGGCCGGUUAACAGAGUGGAACCGAGGAUUAAACGGCUGCAUUAAAACUCACCGUUAUUGUGUUUCUAUGGUUUUAAGUCAUUUCUUUUCUGGCUGUAUGGAACAUAGAGUUAUACAUUGCUGCCCCCUCCGACACCUGUUGCUGCACACUUAUAAGGCAAACACCUUUCUCCAGGAAAUUAUUUGCAAUUACAAAAUAAACAAAACUGAAGAAAAGAAAUUACAAAGUUUUUCAGAUUUGAUUUUUCUGUCUAAGUGUUAAAGUAAAUGCCAAAUUUAUAUGAAGGUUUGAUUUUAGCUGUAAUAAUCAACAUGAUGUUUUUGAGGCAGUAGGAAUAAUCGUUGCCGACCCGUGCCUGGUGAACAGUUCUCAUGUGUGCAUCACUUACUUACUAAACACAUUUAUUUCCUUCUGCUUGCAAACGGAUAUUUCUGAUGAAGUGUUGGAUUCUUAUGAAUUAACGGAUAUUUCAGGUUCUUCCCAGACUGACAUGUAAAAUGUAUUCAGUCCUUCGUUUUAUAUUUUUUGACACUUUAUCAGUCUGGAGCUCAUCCCCAAAGCAUUAUUUGUCGGUUUACCGGUCUACUUUUGCCAGUAUUCAGAUUUUUAUUGAUCAGGCAGAGACUGAAGGGACCUGGGUGCGGCCUACAUCUGCGGACGUUGAAACAAUGACAGCAACUGUUUUUUUUGUCACCAGUGUUUUUUUCUUAAAUUAUUUUCACUGUCUAUAUUAGAGUACAGCCCUCUUGCUAAUGUAGCCCUCAACAUUUCCCCAGUGCCUGUCAUUAACUGUGAACUCCUCAGUGGUCCAGAGGCGCUCAGUGCAGGGAGUUUCUUCCUUUUAUGAGUCGCAGUUGAAGUUCUCUCUGAAGUGCGAGAGCACCGCCUUAAAUUGGGUUCCCACAUCAGCUGAAAAGCCUCUAAAUAUCUAUGUUUCAAAUAGGGAAGACUUAAAAGGUUGCUACCCUCAAAGAAGGGUUUGAAUUGUUCCUCUUAAGUCUCACCACAAGCCUGCGAAAUCCAGAUAAAUGUAAGAAUGGCGCCUUAGCUUUUUUUUUUUCUUUCCUGCCUCAGACGACCCAAUUUGGGCGACCUUACUCUGGAGAGAUAAAGGCGAUAACGAAGCACUUGAUCAACAGUCGUAAGGCCCUCUGCAACUCGUUUUGUGCUUUUUGGGUUUAAAUGUUACAGAAACAUGACAGGAACUUUUUUUAUUUUAUUUUUUUGUACAAUUGUAACACCACCUUUGGUUGAAAACAGAUGUCCUCAGGGGCUAGCAUUGUUUUCACAGGAUUUAUUUAUAUCAACGUUUUUUUGUCUGGUUUUUUUUUUUGUUUUGUUUUUUUGUUGUCAUUUUAGUUAUUUCAGCUGUCAGCACUGUAGUGUACAUAAGAGGUUUUUGUAAAGAGGAAAAAAACUUGUAGUGUGAUUUCUACUUUAAAUAUGAACCUAACUAAUAAAAGGUUCAAAGUAUAAAAACCGUUUGUACGUUUCUGUUCUCUCGUUUGCAAUCCUCAAUUUUAAGACAAUUUAAAAAGAAAAAAAGGAUCAAAUUCUUAUCCAAUUAAGUCGUAUUUCAGUUAAAAUCGUAACAAAAUGAUGCAUUUAGUCUGAUUACAGGAGCAAAGUAAUCAGAGUAAAUGACAUAUUUAUCUUCUUGGGCUUGCACACCCAGACAAAAGGCUGGAUGUAGCUAUAUGCUAAUACCAUAGACCUGCCAGCGUCACUGGAAUGUGAUAUAAAAGCUAAAUGCAAAAGACCUACUGAUAGUAGAAGACCUUAAACACAUAUCAGCGUUCUCUGUUAAUGAGAUUAUGUUAAUAAAAAUAAAGUUCACAUAAAACUCCACAAACCAGCUGGUAUCAGUUCACACACAGCUAAUAAACAGUGAAUGACUAAUGUGAGUUUAGAACAAGUGAUCACAAAUAGUCCAGUUCUAAGAGAAAUAACAUUUUUACUCUCUGUGGGACACAAAUGCAGUUAACAGGUCUGUUGUUGGCUUUGUUCAGGAAAGAGAAUAAAACCCUCAAUAACUCAACCAGGCAGAAAUAAAAACGAAAGUACUGAAAAUGAAUGGCAGCAGCAGAUCAUAUUUGUAGAAGAUACAUAACAAGCAACUUAACACUUUAGCAAAAAAAAAAUGUUCAAUACAAAUAGAUUUUUUUCAAUGCAUGUCUGCUUUGUGGUUAUUUUUCUCCUGUUUACUGCCUCUAUGUUUUUUACAGCUGUUAUGCAACCACCCACCACCAGCAGUCUGCAUCACAAAGACCACCACUGUGAUUCAGGCAGGCAACACACACACACACACACACACACACACACACACACACACACACACACACACUCAUGCUGUGGCUACAUAAUUCAGUGCUGGUUUGCUUUGGCUCAAAUUCACCACAAAACUAAAUUUUCUCCCUUCUUCUCAGAUUUCUGCUGAGAAUCAUUUCCUGCUGCAGUUAUUAUCUUUCUGUCGACUUAUGAAUGUUUAAGUGUUGUGUAAUAUUGGAGAAAACUUUUGCAUGUUUUCUCAUCUGGCUGCACGUCAGAUGAGCUGAAGUUUCCUUUAAAGGGCAGCCACUCUUGGCGGUGUGCCUCCUCCUCCUCAGACUAUUUCAGAUUGUGUCUUGUUUAGCUUUAUCAUCUCCUAAUAAGUGAGCCUCCUACAUUUGUAAAUUCUUAAGUAUGAAUAUGAACUGUAACCAAAACAAAAAACACGCAGUGUAAUAGAAAUCAGUCAUUUAUUAAUUACAUCACAUGCAUACAGUCUUAAAC
This is a messenger RNA of Poeciliopsis prolifica (blackstripe livebearer), 8371 nucleotides long. RefSeq names its product lysine-specific demethylase RSBN1L-like. The transcript has 9 exons. Lineage: Eukaryota; Metazoa; Chordata; Actinopteri; Cyprinodontiformes; Poeciliidae. Gene Ontology annotation, cellular component: nucleus. The coding region runs from base 94 to 3834 and encodes 1246 amino acids. The record is from RefSeq and is a predicted model, not a curated record.